Molecule: messenger RNA, 1702 nt
Organism: Protopterus annectens (West African lungfish)
Lineage: Eukaryota; Metazoa; Chordata; Ceratodontiformes; Protopteridae
Product: receptor expression-enhancing protein 1-like
Biological process (GO): endoplasmic reticulum tubular network organization
Cellular component (GO): endoplasmic reticulum tubular network; cytoplasmic microtubule; endoplasmic reticulum membrane
Molecular function (GO): microtubule binding
Source: RefSeq, a predicted model, not a curated record
GCCUAUUUACUUGCCCACAGUUCACCCUCUUUAGACGUUGUUGCUAACGCUCAUUGUGUGUUUUGUCAAGUCCAAAAGUGAGCAUCAACUUCUAUGUAGUAAGUGGAUGCAGUUUAAAUGGUAAUGGGGCUGUAAAAAAGUCAAUCGGCGGCAGAAGGGAUCUAGGAAAAAUUCCAGGGUUUGAGAAAACGGAGCACUUUAAGCAAAUCUGGUGGCUUUACUCACAGAAUAAGUGAAUUUCUGUAAUAAAUCAGAGGCGUCAUGGUGUCAUGGCUUAUCUCUCGGAUUGUUGUGCUUACAUUCGGGACACUGUAUCCAGCUUAUUCUUCCUAUAAGGCAAUUAAAUCCAAAGAUGUGAAGGAAUAUGUGCGCUGGAUGAUGUAUUGGAUAGUUUAUGCCCUCUUUAUCACUGCGGAGACUCUAACCGAUAUCUUUAUUUCAUGGAUUCCCUUCUAUUAUGAACUGAAGAUGUCGUUCGUAAUAUGGUUGUUGUCUCCAUACACAAGAGGGGCCAGCCUUCUGUACAGGAAGUUUGUCCAUCCUGCACUUUCUCGCAGAGAAAAGGAAAUUGAUGAAUAUAUUGUUCAGGCAAAGGAACGAGGCUAUGAGACCAUGGUAAAUUUUGGGAAGAGAGGCCUGAAUAUUGCAGCCACUGCUGCUGUGCAAGCUGCCUCUAGGAGCCAGGAUGCAAUAGCAGGUCGCUUGCGCAGUUUCAGUAUGCAGGACCUACGGAAUCUUCCUGAUGAUGAACCCCUAUACUACAGAAGUCCGACAAGAAAUGAUGAUAUGAACCUUAGGAGAAGGCCACUGAGUGCAUCUAGAAAGCCUCACAAGAGCAACUAGAUCACGAUUAAAAAAGAAAACAGCUGAUCCUGCUUUUGAUGACCUGAGAGACUGAAGGAAGUGGAGACCAUGAAAAAUGUGGCUUUUAUAAAUGAAUGUUCAGUCCCUGUUUGUUGGCUCAGAAAUGCACCUUUGCAGUGCCCUUUUGGGAUCCACACUGUUUGAUGAACCAUAAGAUACAAAACGUAAAGAAGUGAAAUUCUGUGCAAACUUAGUAAACCUGUUUGGUUUCACAAAAAUCACAGGGUAUUAUCCUCAUUACCAAGAAUUAUUUACUUUUAGGUUUAAAAAAAUUGAUACUGUUUCUUCAUAUUUGCUGCUAGCUUCCAUAUAUGUCUUAAGGACCAUCUUAAAAAUACUGGUUUAUAAUUAGAAUGGAUGCUGGAUGUUUUCUUAAUAGUCCAUGAUACUUAAAAUCUGUUUUUUCUAAAUUUGUUUUUCAUAUCAUAGGACUUCAUUGAUGCAUCUGCCUUGUGUGGCAACAUGGAUAGAAUGCUUUUUUACAAUUUUUUUUAUACAGUGAAUGUUCUCUGGAAAAUUUGUUUUCAAGUUAAAAGUUUUGCCAGCCAUACUCUUAGCAAUCCUGCUUCCAAAUCUGUAUUUCUGUCAUAUGAUAAUUCUUUUUACAGUUCGUACAAAACUGUGAGUUGUAUAUAUUGUAUAGCUAGAGUAUGCCUUGACAACAGGAUUUUGUGCCUUCAUUGAGGUGUCAUGAGGCAAGGAAUAUUUCAGAAUGCUGACUUUUGCAGAGUGCCUUAAACUUUUCAGGAUGUGAUGUUUUAUUGUGCGUUUGUGUAUAUGUAUAUAGAUGUCUGUAUUAGGUCAUUAAAUAAAUUUUAAAAUAAGAUGUAGGAGAUUA